Messenger RNA from Ricinus communis (castor bean), 2627 nucleotides. Its product is annotated as probable trehalase. NCBI's taxonomy places the organism in Eukaryota, Viridiplantae, Streptophyta, Magnoliopsida, Malpighiales, Euphorbiaceae. The transcript is spliced from 11 exons. The coding region runs from base 665 to 2434 and encodes 589 amino acids. Gene Ontology annotation, biological process: trehalose catabolic process. The record is from RefSeq and is a predicted model, not a curated record. Gene Ontology annotation, molecular function: alpha,alpha-trehalase activity.
CUCAUAGAAGUAAUUUAAGGAAAUUGCGUUUGAACUAUAAUCUAUGAGAUUUUCUCCGUUUUUUGAACCUCUCACGAAAAUUUUGUAGCCCAAAUCCUCCUCAAUUUGAUCAAGAAAAAGAAAAAAAGAAGAGAGACAAGAUUAAAAAAGAAUAAAAUUGAAAUUGAAAAAAGAAAAAUGAAAUCCGUUACUGUUCAUGUGCUUUUUGACAUCAAAGUAAAACACUAGUACAAAGACAGCUGUAAUAUGCCGAAUGCAUAAAGAUGCAAAGCAUCAGAAUCCUGUGACGCUCGGAUUAUAUAAUUAAACACUGUGUUUAUCACUAAUCCCCCUUUUGAAUUCCAAUCUCAUAAAUAACAAUGCCAAUAAUAAUAUUUAAUUAUUUGUUUUGUCCGCCCAGUUUACUGUAUUUAAAUUAACCUUAAUCUCGAUUUUUCAAUUUAAAAGAUCUAUUGAUUCCUAUUCCAUCACUUGGGUUUAGUUCUACUGACCAUAGGAACUGAAGAAAAACAAAAACUUAUGCCAAUCACAACCCAAAACCAAAAAUUCAUUCAACAAAAAGCCAGAAAAGAAAAGUCCCAAUUGCCGGCUUCUUCUUGAGAUUUUCUUGUAUAUAUUAAGACAAUGGCUCCAACCAAACUUUCAGUAUCAUUCCAUCUGAAGAAUGGCAAACUCUCAGUUUCAGAAUCUUAAUUAUGUUUCUCUGUUGCUUUAUUGCUUAUUGAUAAUCAUGACCUCAUCAAAAUCUUUGUCUCCAUGCAAAAACAUAGGUCCUGUGGUGCCUACUACAUCCACGAUCACAUUUCUUGAACGUGUCCAAGAAACUGCAUUCACUACUUUUGGUUAUAGGAAAGACUUUGACCCUAAACUCUAUGUUGAUUUCUCGUUAAAAUUUAAUCUUUCAACUGCUGAGAAAGCCUUUAAUGAGCUUCCAAGGAGUGAAAAUGGUUCUGUUUUGAUGAAGGACCUGGAGGAGUUCAUAGCAACUUACUUUGAUGCUCCAAGUAACGAUAUUUUGAAUUAUGAUCCGCCAGAUUUUGUGCCUGAGCCUGACGGGUUCUUGCCUAAGGUGGAGAAUCAGGAGGCGAGGAUAUGGGCGCUAGAGGUUCAUUCUUUAUGGAAGAAUUUGAGUAGAAAAGUCUCUGAUGAAGUCAAAAAACACCCUGAAUUGCAUACUUUGAUUCCCUUGCCGGCCGCUCCGCUGAUCAUUCCAGGGUCACGUUUUAGAGAAGUUUAUUAUUGGGAUUCCUAUUGGGUUAUCAGGGGUUUGCUGGCAAGUAAAAUGUAUGAGACAGCAAACGCAAUUGUCAACAAUCUAAUUUCUCUUGUAAAUAAAUAUGGCUAUGUCCUCAAUGGAGCAAGGACCUAUUACACCAAUAGGAGCCAGCCUCCUCUCCUCAGCGCGAUGGUUUCUGAGAUACAUAAGAGGACUGGUGAUUUGGAAUUGGCUAAAAAGGCACUGCCUGCAUUGCUCAAGGAACAUCAAUUUUGGAAUUCUGAGAUACAUAUAGUCACCAUCAAGGAUGCUCGAGGCAAUGAUCACAACUUAAGCCGGUAUUAUGCAAUGUGGAACAAACCCAGGCCUGAAUCUUCUAUCCUAGACAAGCGAUCUGCUUCAAAGUUCUUGAAUUCCUCUCAGAAACAACAAUUUUACCGAGAACUGGCUUCUUCUGCUGAAUCUGGUUGGGAUUUCAGUACAAGAUGGAUGAGGAAUUCUUCGGAGUUCACAACACUGGCUACAACAUCAAUUUUACCCGUUGAUUUAAAUGUAUUUAUACUCAAGAUGGAACUAGACAUUGUCUUAUUGGCAAGAGAAACAGGAGAGGAAAGUAUUGCGGACAGUUUUCUGAAAGCUUCUCAAGCAAGAAAGAGGGCAAUCAACUCUAUUUUCUGGAAUGAUAAGAUGGGACAAUGGCUCGAUUAUUGGCUUGCUAACGACACAUGCCAGGAAUCUGAGACAUGGAGAGCUUGUAACCAGAAUCAGAAUGUGUUUGCUUCAAACUUUUCUCCUCUGUGGAUUGAGCUUUUCAAUUCAGACACUGCUCUGGUGGAUAAUGUCAUGAGAAGCCUUCAAAGUUCAGGCCUGGUGUGUGCUGCUGGAAUUGCCACUUCUCUAACAAAUUCAGGACAACAAUGGGACUUUCCAAAUGGUUGGGCUCCACUCCAACAUAUGAUAGUUGAAGGUCUGGCAAAAUCUGGAUCACAAGAAGCAAAAUCAUUAGCUGAAGAUAUAGCUGUAAGAUGGGUCAGAACCAAUUAUGUCGGAUACAAGAAAACAGGCGCAAUGCACGAAAAAUACAAUGUAGAGAAGUGUGGAGAAUCCGGAGGUGGUGGGGAAUAUGUACCUCAGACUGGUUUUGGUUGGUCUAAUGGAGUCAUAUUGGCAUUCUUAGAGGAGUUUGGAUGGCCUCAAGAUCGACGGAUAGACUGCUGAUCGCAUAGUUGACUCCAAAACGGAACAGAUGAUUUUAACAUAACACAAAGUUAUGUCACAUUGUAAAUUCCAUAUUUUGCUUUGACUCACUUCAUUUUCUUGGGUCAGAGAGGGAUUUAACUAUGUAUUCUGCUAGAUGAAACAUUUUUAAGUUCUUAAUUUAUAAUGAAUGUCUGUACUCUUUGCUUUGUUU